GGCGUAUGCACUUUACCAAACAGAAUUGCAAAAGAAAACAUGAAGGAUAAGGGUGGGAGGAAGCUGAAAGUACUGUGUCUUCAUGGAUAUGGAUACAGCGGUGCAUAUCUCAAGAUGAGGCUUCAAGUGUGGCCUGCCAAUGUACUGGAAGCUAUGGAUUUUGUGUUCAUAGAUGCUCCUUUUCCAACUAACAAUAAACCAUUUCCAGCUUUUUCCUGGUUCAACUCUUCUCCUGAGGAUGUAGGUGAGUAUGAUAGGACGUUUGGUGAGUCUAUGACACUCAUUGAGGAAACUAUGGUGAAGUUUGGACCGUUUGAUGGGGUUCUCGGCUUCUCCCAGGGAGCUUACAUAGCAGCUGCUUUACCAGGGAUGCAAGCGCAGGGUGUGGCUUUAACUGAAGUUGAAGCUAUUAAAUUUGUGGUGGUUAUAUCUGGAGGCAAGUUAGGAGGCUCCAAGGUUCCGGCUCCUACGUUAGCCAAAAAUGCAUUCUCCUCUCCGAUUGAAAUCCCCUCGCUACACUGCUUUGGUGAGAAUGACUCAUUUGCAAAGUUACCAGCAACUGAACUUUUGGGAUCGUUUGUUGAUCCUUUUGUAAUAUUUCACUCCGGGGGUCAUGAGGUACCAAAAUUAGAUGAAAAUGGUUUGAAGGUUAUGAAAAGUUUUCUCCAUAAGAUUGAAACCAUACCUCCAGGCCGUGGAAUCUGGUCACGUCUAUAACUAAAUUUAUAACUGAUUAGCCAUGUAUUACACGAAAGGCUAGUCAAAUGCAUCAUUCAGCUUCCUGAUUUCAUUUCCGACAUCUUCUCCCUUCUCAAGAUCAAUUUCUUCAUCACGCGGCCAGUAAUCAAUAAUAAUGGACUCAGCUUUACCUGUUCCUUUGUCCUCUGCCUUGACAGUGAGUCGAUCGUUUGCAUCAAUUAUAAAUGUGACUUCUAUCUGAGGUGUUGCCCUGUCAGAAAGAGGACCAAAUCUGUUUUAAAUAUGUGUUCGAUAAUGUUUAAUUGAUUAUAAAAAUUAAAUGUAUGUCAAUGUACAAACUUUGGGGCAGGUGGUAUUCCAGAGAGGCUAAACUUUCCGAGUAGCCUGUAAUUCUUUGUCUUUGUAAA
Molecule: messenger RNA, 1106 nt
Organism: Daucus carota subsp. sativus
Lineage: Eukaryota; Viridiplantae; Streptophyta; Magnoliopsida; Apiales; Apiaceae
Exons: 6
Coding region: 40-717 (225 amino acids)
Source: RefSeq, a predicted model, not a curated record